Molecule: messenger RNA, 3121 nt
Organism: Danio rerio (zebrafish)
Lineage: Eukaryota; Metazoa; Chordata; Actinopteri; Cypriniformes; Danionidae
Source: RefSeq, a predicted model, not a curated record
GCCAACAUGUUCAGUACACAGAUGAACUGGGAGUCAAACUGUUGUGUCGGAUACGUCGUCUGUUGCACCGAUUGAUGAUAAAAUAAUAAUUUAACGAUAUGGCGACUUGUUUGGUGCCGGACUUCCCAGCUGUAAGGAUUGUUUUAGAACAUUUGAGCGAGUUAGAUAAACGCCUAAGAGAAGAAGGGGUUUCGUUUAGUCAAGAAGCGAGUCAUCACCUGACAGAGACAGCUGAAGCCAUUAAAGAGCUGGAAUCGGCUAGGAAAGCAGCCCGUGAGAGACUUGAAGUUGAAACUAUUGAGACAAGCAAGCUUCGACAUCGCAAAGUGAAUUUACAAGAUGACAUCAAACGUGAAAUAGCAGUUUGUGUCACUGCAGCUAGAGAAAGCAAUGCUACGGCGUUAAAUCGACUUCGGUCUGAGCUGAAAGCUGCUGUGGACGACAUACAAUCCAUGGAGGAUAAGCAACAACUCAUUGAACAAGAAAAUGCUGCACUCCUUCAGGGGAGAGAAAACAUUACAAGAAACUAUGAAGAUGCUGUUGAUCAGCUGAACCAGAUGCUGUCGAAGAAAGUUGAUACACAGAUGCUGCUCAAAGAAAAACAGAAUGAGAUCCAGUCAUUAAAGGACAAAAUCGCCCAGGUGGAAAUGGCUCAACAGAUCCUGAAAGAAAACAGGAUUCAGAGAAACAAAAUAUUUACAGAAAGCAAACACUCUGUGCAAAAGGAGCUAGAGCAAAUUGUUCUUAAGAUAAAAGAACAAAGAAAAAUCAAUGCAGAAACACGGAGGGAAACAGACAGCAUUACAUCAGAGCUCCAAGACAAGGAGGACACAGUGACACAAUGUGAAAACCACAUCUCCCAACUGGAGAAAAACAUCGCCAAGCUGACCGCAUCUAAAGUUCACUGCCAAGAAAGACUUCAUAAAGCGAUUGGCAAAACAGAGGAACUUGAAUGUCAAAAGGAGUUUCAUGAGCGAGAACUGCUUGAAUUGGCAGAAGCAUUUGAACAGAAAGUUCAGGCCAUACAGGAGCAGAUUGAAAAGAUUGAGAAUGAGCUGGGGGAAGAGCAGAAAGUGAAAAGUGCUUUAUCAGAGCAGUGCGCUAAACUGUCAGACAUCUUCAGUGCUCAGAGCAGAGAGGAAGAUGACAUGAUCGCUGAACAAAACAGUCUGUCCAAACGGUUAGAGGAGAGCAAACAGAUACAGGACGAAGACAUUAUAUCCAUUGCAAAACUUAAAUAUGCAAUCAAAAACAUUAAAAGAGAGACAGGACAGCUUCAUGAUGCCAACAUAAUCAGUGCAGAUGUGUUCAGAAAGUCCACGUUGGAACUGGAAGGUCAAUUGGCCAAACACAACAUAAGCAGGCCAGAAUUUGAAGCUGAAAGAGAGAAAAUACGUCAAUCUUUGAAAACUCUUAAAGAGGAACAUGAGCAGCAUGUAAAAGAGAUGAAUACGGCAAUCGAACAAACACAGAAGAGAUAUGAAGAGCUUCUCAAGGAGGAGAAGAAACUCCAGGACCAUACAUUAUUGAAUUCAGUGAUAGAGGGUCUUACAAAUGAACUGACCAGCACAGAGGAAGACGGAAAACAAAUGGAAACUAACUACCAGGCUGAACUUCAACAGCUUACAAGGGAGGCAGAAUCAAUCACUCAAACUCAAAUGGAGAAGGAGCAGGAGCUCAAAGUUCAGGAGUCAAGUUUAGAGAUGGCAGAGUCUCAGUUUGACACUGAGCGUCUCAAACAUCAGACUUUAAAGAGACAAAUAUCAGAAUUGGAAAACCAAAAAAAUCAUCUUGAGCUCUCCGUUCAGAAGAUCACCCGGCAGACUGCUGCUCUCAUACAGCCAAAGGAUGACCUGAAGAGAGAGUUGAUGACUCUGAGAGAAAAGCAUAUGGAGAUGUUAACUGCUAAUGCAGCAGAGAUCAAUGCCGUGGAGACAAACAUCUAUGAGAACGGGGUCAUGCUGGAGCGGGUCAUGAUGGAGAACAGUCGUCUGCAUGUGUGCAUCGAACUAAUGAAGGAAGAAAUAAUGGCAGCGAAAAAAGACAAGGAGAAGUAUAUACAAGAGGCAGAGUGGAUGAAUGAGGAAGUGCAGUCCAUAUUUAAGAGUCUAAUAGACACCUGGACAACAGAUGUGCUGUUUACAGAGGAAUCUGCAGAUCAAGACCAGAAGAUAGUGGAAGACAUAAACAGUCUUUUAGAGAGGAUUCAAGAAAGAAAACAUCACAUCGGCAACAUCAACAACAAGCUGGAGAAAGAGUUAGUGGGCAUUAGGUCCAUGUUAGAGAAGACAAACUACAAAAGUAAGGAUAUUGAAUUGAAACAUUUACACCAUUCUACAGAGAUUUGACUCAUUAAAGGAACAGGGGAAUUUUAUCAUUUUUUAAUCCAUUCAGCCGAUCUCUAAGUCUGACGGGAACACUUUUAGCUUAGCUUAGCAUAAACAACUGAAUCGAAUCAGACCAUUAGCAUCUCACUCAAAAAUAACCAGUUUCAAUAAUUGUUCAAUUUAAAGCAUGCUGUAGAUACACAAUGGACUUCCAUCAGUUUUAGUACACAGUGCAGUUACAGAAGAGUCAAGCUUUAAAUAGGAAAUUAAUAUUUUUUGAAUGAGAUGCUAAAGGUCUAAUCUGAUUCAAUGAUUUAUGCUAAGCAAAGUUUUCCCAGCAGAUCCGGAGACAAGCUGAAAGGAUUCAAAAAUUGUAAAAAUUUAACUGUUUAACUUUUCCAAAAAAUGUAAAGUGUUCCUUUAAUAGCAACUUCUGGCCAAAUUUAUAUAUUUCAGACUUUAAAAGGUUUUGUUUGUUAGUAUUAGGUAACAUGAACUCACGAAGACCAAAAUAUUUUCUUUUGAAUGUUGUAAUUUUUUUUUUAGAUUUAUUCUAAUAAAAGUUAACAAACAAAUCCUUUAUGGACUGUGUUAAAAUGAAAGUCAAAAAAAUUUUAAAUUCUGUCAUCAUUUACUCUCCCAUUACUUAUUUCAAACCUGUAUUAGCUUCUUUUUUCCUUUGAACACAAAAGAAGAUAUUUGAAUCGUUUUUCUACUACUACGUCACAGGUUCUCAGCUUUCUUCAAUAUAUCUUUUGUUCAACAAAAUAAAGAAACUCAAACGUUUAAGACCA